Molecule: messenger RNA, 936 nt
Organism: Dichomitus squalens LYAD-421 SS1
Lineage: Eukaryota; Fungi; Basidiomycota; Agaricomycetes; Polyporales; Polyporaceae
Exons: 3
Coding region: 32-715 (227 amino acids)
Source: RefSeq, a predicted model, not a curated record
CCGCCAUCUCUAUCGUCUCCUGCGUGUCAUCAUGCCUCGCACCUCUCUCCCUCUCACUCCCCCGAGCUCUUCCCCUCCGCGUCCUCCCACACGUGGAUUGGGUUCCCAACCACAGCCACUCCCGCCAACCUUCUAUAAGGCCGACGAGUAUAUGGUGCAACGAUACCCAGGCUUCAAGCCUAUGACCGAAGCCGAGCUCCACGGCUCCAUCAAGAUGGCUUUCCAAGCUACUGACGAAAACUUGCAUACCUACAUUGACGCUAUCAAUAAACGCGUGGAGGAAAUGAUUGCAGGUCCCGGGAUCCGGACGAUGGGGGUGAAGCCGCAGUCAGACGACAAGACCUUCUUCGUGCGCAUCCCCGACUCCGAGUAUGCGAUCCGUAUGUGGGAUGGCGGGAUGGACUUCUACCGCCAGUUCUGCCUCGAUUUCUACGACACUCGUCGACAGAUCCCUGUCAAUCUUCCUGAGGGAUUCGCCCUUUGGUCGUCGCCGUCGAACGUACAAGGCAUGUACACGAUGUCAGGCCCACUCGUUUCGUGGGAAAGGGCUAUGGAUUGUAAAGACUUCCCCGACGGGGAAGAGAAGUGGAGUGUUCCGGAGGGCAUGCACAUCACCCUCGUGCGAGCAGACCGUCCUGAGACUUUCACGUUCAUGGUGCCUGUUAGGCAGUCUGCGUAUGCCGUACCUGUACAACCUCAAUAUGGGAACCUGUGAUGGGCACGUACGUUUGUUGUGUAUUUGUAUCUCCCCUCUUCAUGAUAUCGAAUGAACAAGGCGUUGUCGUCUGACCAUUGCGAGUGAUUCUCCGCUAGUUGCCGAGUUACGACAAUGCAUGAACAGCUCGCCUUCGUUGGCAGCACAGAAAGCAGGACGUCCUUGGUAAGUAUAUCAGCCUCAUAAUGCACGUUUCGCCUGACGCGGCGGAGAGCAUGAGC